AUGCAAGGAAUAAAGCAAGGAGGAGAAUGCUUCAACGGCUUACCAGAGCUGCUGCCCAAGAAUUUAAGGAAAAUAGAAAAGAAGCCAAAAAAGACAUUUCGUUGGAAUAAAAGAAGUCAUCUACUUCACGACCCCAGAGAUGCUAUCUACGGACUGACUCGACGAGAUCAGGUCUUGAUCUUUCGUUUACGAACGGAACACAACAGGCUCAAAGCUCACCUUUCAGUAGGUUUAAAAUUGGCUCUAGUCCCCUCUGCGAGAGCGGCGACUUACCUUAAAUCUGAGCUCAGUUGGGGACCAGGAGGCUCGUAUCCUGGAGAGGAGUUGGUAAGCACAUUCCUCGAUUCUCUCUUCGUCAAGGAAAAAUUCGAAGGAAGGGACCUCCAUACUGGCGUUCGUCCUGCAGGCAAUCAACAAGCCGACUGUAUUAGUCUCUCCCACCGUCAACCUCUCAUUAGCCAAUAA
This is a messenger RNA of Nezara viridula (southern green stink bug), 465 nucleotides long. NCBI's taxonomy places the organism in Eukaryota, Metazoa, Arthropoda, Insecta, Hemiptera, Pentatomidae. The record is from the annotation of a GenBank genome assembly.